Molecule: messenger RNA, 991 nt
Organism: Kickxella alabastrina
Lineage: Eukaryota; Fungi; Kickxellomycota; Kickxellomycetes; Kickxellales; Kickxellaceae
Product: Rad51-domain-containing protein
Exons: 2
Coding region: 83-916 (277 amino acids)
Biological process (GO): meiotic DNA recombinase assembly; reciprocal meiotic recombination
Cellular component (GO): Rad51C-XRCC3 complex; Rad51B-Rad51C-Rad51D-XRCC2 complex; replication fork
Molecular function (GO): four-way junction DNA binding; crossover junction DNA endonuclease activity
Source: RefSeq, a predicted model, not a curated record
GUUGUAUUCAAACAAACAAACCUAAAAAAUACGGCCUCUCUCCUAACUUCAAUUUAUUUUUUAUUAUUUUAUUUGAAUUAGCAUGUCGCGCCCAGUGCUCUCGCUGAAUCUUCCUGCUCAUUUAAAGACUCUGCUCGUGCAGAACGGGUACCUGGCCGCCGCCGAUUUUGAUGAAGGGCGGGGGGCAGAGGACCUGCUGCAGUUUCUCUCAGAGGCCGAGGUGCAAGCGGUUGCCGAUCUUGCGCGCAAGCAGCCGGUGGCGGUGUCGGCGUGGGCGCUCGGACAGAAUACGCGCAGACAAAGGAGCUUUUUGACGCAGUUGUGUGGGCUCGAUUCGCUGCUUGGCGGCAAGGGCAUUGCGCUUGGUGGCGGCAGUGUAAAUGAGGUUGUGGGCCAGCCAGGGAGUGGCCAGACCGAGCUGUGUCUGUGGCUGUGCGUGGCUGUGCAGCUGCCUGAGUCGUUGGGUGGUGCGGGGAUGCGGGCGGUGUAUGUGGACACAACGGGGUCAUUUUACCACGUGGGUGCAGAGCGGGCGGCAACAGGGUUGCGGGAGCAGCUGGUAGCGGCGCGCAAAAACGAUUUACAACUGCAGCUGCCUGAGCCAGGCAUGCUGCUCGAUGGGAUUGGUGUUUUCCGCGUGUACGAGGCGCAUGAACUGGUUGCGUUGCUAGAGUCGUUUGAUGAUGUUUGCCGUGAGCUCUCUAAUGUCGGAUUGCUGGUCGUCAACACCGUGAGCUGGCCGUUUUUGGCGUCAUUUCCAGAGAACCUCUCGCGGCGGCAAACAUUGCAGGCAGAGGUUGCGCGCACAUUAUCACAGAUCGCUGCCAAACACCAGAUAGCGGCAAGUAUUAUAUUUAAUUAUUAUAUUUGUAACUUUCGGGCUGUAUAUCAGAGUCAUUACAAGGCUUUGUUCUGAAUUUCUAUUGUUGCUUGCAAUUAAUUAUUAUUUUUCUUUCAUUUUUUAUGUAGGUAAUUUUGGUCAGCCAGGCAA